Messenger RNA from Toxorhynchites rutilus septentrionalis, 1743 nucleotides. RefSeq names its product histone acetyltransferase Tip60 (gene Tip60). Bases 83 to 1453 code for a protein of 456 amino acids. Gene Ontology annotation, molecular function: histone acetyltransferase activity. Gene Ontology annotation, biological process: regulation of DNA-templated transcription. NCBI's taxonomy places the organism in Eukaryota, Metazoa, Arthropoda, Insecta, Diptera, Culicidae. The transcript has 5 exons. The record is from RefSeq and is a predicted model, not a curated record.
UUUGUAUCAAAACAAAACCUGACCGAGCAGAACCCGUUUCCUGCGGUGGCGGUAUAUAUUUUUUGCCAAAAUUCACGCGCAAAUGGACGUGGAAGAGGCCGUGCAAUCGAUUUGUGAUUCCACAGCUUCGUUAUCGGAAGGAUGUCGCCUGCCGGUGCGUAUGACCGGCACUAGUGAUUGGCCGCUAGCGGAAAUUAUCAGUAUUAAAGAGUUGUCUGACAGUACGACUUGGUAUUAUGUGCACUAUGUGGAUUUUAAUAAACGUCUGGAUGAAUGGGUAACUGAAGAAUAUCUUGAUACCAGGAAGGUUCAGUUUCCUCGAAAAGAUGGACUCACCACCGGCCAAAAUACUGGAGUCACAACUCCGAAACGAAUACCACCGGUUGGAGAACGUUCACGCCCUGCAAGUCCCAUCACUUCGCCAGAUAUUGUCAAUGGGAGUGCGGUACUGGCGGCGGCUCUGCAGAAAAAAAUCAACAGAAAGCGGAAAGCCGUUUCCACAGAGAAUGAAGACUCGCAGGAUGUUCCAUCGACGCCAACUCCCCGACAGUCGGGCAGCAUGGUAACGCAUCACGACGAUGUCGUGACGCGGAUGAAAAACGUCCAACUGAUAGAACUCGGCAGCCAUCGAAUCAAGCCGUGGUAUUUUGCGCCAUAUCCACAGGAACUUUGCACCAUGACCUGCAUCUACAUCUGCGAAUUUUGCCUCAAGUACCGCAAAAGUCGAAAGUGUCUCGAGCGGCACAUAAAAAAGUGCAAUCUAAGACAUCCGCCGGGGAAUGAAAUCUAUCGGAAAAACACGAUAAGUUUUUUCGAAAUCGACGGGCGAAAGAACAAAAGUUACGCACAGAAUCUAUGUCUGCUGGCGAAACUUUUUCUGGACCACAAAACGCUCUAUUACGAUACGGACCCCUUUCUGUUCUACGUUAUGACGGAGUUCGAUUCCAGAGGUUUCCACAUCGUGGGGUACUUUUCGAAAGAAAAGGAAAGCACCGAAGAUUAUAACGUCGCGUGUAUCUUGACAAUGCCGCCGUAUCAGCGGAAAGGUUACGGCAAACUGCUGAUUGAGUUUAGCUAUGAGCUAUCGAAGUUUGAGGGAAAGACCGGCUCGCCCGAAAAACCUCUUUCCGAUUUGGGUUUGCUAUCCUACAGAAGCUACUGGGCUCAAACGAUUCUGGAGAUUUUGAUCCUCGCCAAGCCCACCGGGGAUAAUGAAAAACCCCAAAUUACCAUCAAUGAAAUUUGUGAACUGACCAGCAUCAAGAAGGAGGACGUGAUAUCGACGCUGCAAAUACUGAAUCUAAUCAACUACUACAAGGGACAGUACAUAAUCUGCAUCAACAAGGAGACAAUCGACCAGCACCGGAAGGCGAUGGAGAAGCGCAAAAUCCGAAUCGAUUCGAAGUGUCUCCACUGGACGCCAAAGGACUGGUCGAAGCGAUCCAAGUGGUGAAACUUGACCUAAGUACCGAGUGAAACACAUAGGACAUAGGUAUAUCAUCGCUUUCCAGCAUCAUACUUCCAGGAAUCGUGUGGAAUAGAAAAACAGCGAUCAAAUAGAAAUAUUUCGUGUUUUAGUGAGAUGUGUUCCCUUUCCAAUUCUACAGCAGGUUUUGUGCAGAGUGUCCUAGUAGUGUGUAACGACCCAAAAUUUACAGACUAUCGGGGAUGUCUGCUUUUCUAGAUUUAGCAUACAUAACUAAGAUUGUAAAGAGCCUAGAUAAUAAAUCAUUUAAUUUAAAC